This is a messenger RNA of Aphis gossypii (cotton aphid), 1227 nucleotides long. RefSeq names its product E3 ubiquitin-protein ligase rnf8-B-like. NCBI's taxonomy places the organism in Eukaryota, Metazoa, Arthropoda, Insecta, Hemiptera, Aphididae. The record is from RefSeq and is a predicted model, not a curated record. Bases 233 to 1003 code for a protein of 256 amino acids. The transcript is spliced from 8 exons. Gene Ontology annotation, molecular function: metal ion binding.
CGCUAGACAAUCCUCAUUCGGCAGUCGUUCCCAGCAGUAAUCACACCGUCGGCUUGUGCCGUAGCAGCGACCAACCCUCACACCGAAGUCCUGACUAUCAACAAUACACCGCCACCAUUAAACAACAGCAUCCGAACUGCUACAGUCCUCCGGUUUACGUCGCCCAUAAUACAUAGUUAUACGGGACAGCCUGCGAGCAAACCUUUCAGUAACAAUACACUAUUGCAUCGAUAUGAAUCCCGAGCAAAAAGUAUGUAAAUAUUAUCUGCGAAAAUCUUGUCGAUAUGGAGAUCAAUGUUUCAAUAGUCAUGAAAAGCCACCACAUUCGAAACAAGAUGAUGAUAAACCUAUUUUAACUUUUGAAGUUGCAACAAGCAGCAAGCAACAACGAGAGCAAUCUGAAAAUGUUCAGCAGACAUUGACUAACAAGCCAACUGAGCAUGCAGAUUCAAAAUCAACUGAAAAUGUUAAUAAAACACAACCGAAUGAAUCAAUUAAUACACCACCAGAACUAGAUAUCAGUAAACUGACAACUGAAAUGAAAAAUCUGGUGAAAAAAAUUAAUAUACUUGAAACAUCAGUAAAUACACUUCGCAAACAAUUACGAGAGCAACAGAGAGCAAAUUCUGAUCUUAUUAAUGAACUGAAUGCGACACAGUUGCAUGACGAGGAUUUUAAAUGCCCUAUUUGUUUUGAAGUAUUCAUAAGGCCAUCAUUGCUUGAUUGCUCGCACAUGUUUUGUGAAUGGUGUAUUGACAAAUCAUUAGAGAUAAGUGAUCAUUGUCCAAUAUGCCGGGAACGUAUAAUCGAUUAUUCAUAUUGUUUAAAUACAGACAACAUCAUCAAAAGAAUGAUAGGACUGAUGCCAGAAAAAGAUCAAAAGAGGUAUAAAAACGUUGCGGCACUCAGAGCUAAGGAUAAACCAAAAAGUUUAGAACUGCGUGCUCUCCGUGUGCAAUUCGAGUUAGUAAGACUUACAUUAAAUGGAUAUGUAGCAUUAUAAUUUUUAUUUUAUAUUUUAUUUUUUAUACAUAUAAUGCAUAUUAUAUAUUAUUUUGAAUUUUUACUAUUCCAAUAUUCAUUAUAAAAUUAGGAACUUGUUUUUAUCAUAACUUAUGAUAAAAUAUCAAUAAUAGGGUCAUAUAUGAUGUAUGGUUGUAACUCACAUUAAAAAUUAGAUUUUAAUUGACUUUUUAUUUAUAAAUAAUUUAAAAUAUAUAUUAUAUC